AUGGCAGACGAGGAGGACUCGGGGCCGGAGGCAGAGCCAGCUCCUUCCUCUCCCGCGGAGACCCCUCGUUCCGCCCGGCCUCACUACGUCUCGUUCUCCGAGAGCGUCCAGCCAGCGGUGGGCAUGAUGAGCCAGCUACUCAGCCAGCCUUCCUCCCUCAAAUUCGACAAGAACAUCAAACAGGCCUUCUACAACACAGGGGCGAUGAUUUUCGUGGCUAUCUGUUGCGGAGCGGCUGUGCUAGUCUUCUUUAUCCUGGAAGCCUUUCUGCGACCACUGCUCUGGGCCGUUCUCUGCGGGACCUUCCUCCACCCGUUCAAACACUCCCUAGCCCGGCUGGGCCGCUCCUGGCUCAACGGCCUGCAGGACACCGGGACGCCGAUACUCCUGGGGACGCUGCUGGUCCCUGUGUGGUGUUUCAACCACGGGGUGGAUUUCCUGGGGGGGCUGGUACUGGAGAGGCUCACGGUGCUGCUGGUGAUCGGGGCGGGCGCGCCCCUCAUCUACUUCUUUUACCUGUUCUGGAGCGUGAUUGGCAUGCAGGUGAUCAUCGGGCACGUGUGUGAUGUCAUCGGGGGCGCGCUGGACUGCUUCCACUCUGUGUGGGUGAGUGACAGGGACACUACUGACACUAAGGGGGAAGGCCCCCACAACAAUAAGAAAGGCUUUUCCAAUACUGUAGCCUACAACAGGAUGGGCAGGGGAUAACACUGUAAUGCAGCCCUUACAUGAAUCAAGUACUCAGCUAACUCAAUUAAGAAUUUCAUGAGACCUUUCACAUGCCUUGGCUUAGAGUGUGUGUGUGUGUGUGUGUGUGUGCUUGUGCUUGUUCGUGUGUGUGGACAGGAGGCUACUGUCCAUAACUGAAUAAUUUCCUUAAACUCUUUAUAAAAGAGAUAAAGAACUCUUAUAAAAAAUACUUUCCUUGUUAUAUCUUAGAUACGUAACAUCUAUUUAAUCAUCUUUACUAUCUCAAAUCCUAACAACUCCCUCUCUAGUCUAUACCUCCCUACUCCUCAAUAUUCUACUCUCUUGCUCUCUCCUACUCAUCACUCAUCUAUCUCUCUACAUUGUCUAUGCUCAUACUCCCUCCUAAUCUUUCCACUCUCUAGAUGUCUCUGCUCUAUUACUCCCUCACCCUGCAUCUCUACGCGCUCUCUGUGGUCCUAGAUAAUAGCAGAUGCUCUCGGCAGCAGCUCUCUGCAAACCCUCACAAAUAUAGAGCUAAGCGUUAUCUCUAUCUACUCCCGAAUCUUGUCUCUCUAUAGUCUCUAUCAUGAUAUUAUCUGAACUCCUCAUAUUUACCACUCUAUCUGUCUCUUCUCUUUCUUACACCAUCCCUCAUAUUCUCCUAUACUGUCUCUCUAUCUACUUCUACUCCCUCCCUCAUCUUCCCUCUCUCUGUCUCUCUCUCUCUACUCCCUCCCUCCCUCCUCUUCUCCCUUCCUGUCUUCCUCUCUCUAGGUGAUGACAGUGGUGUUGGGGUAUGUGCUGGCUGUAGCCUGCAAAUGGAGCCCUGUUACAGAGGGAUACCUGAGAACUAUGUCUGUACCUGUCUGGACAAUACUACUCUUCUACCUGGGUGAGGAGAGGGGGAGAGAGGGAGGGAGAGAGAGGAGGAGCUAUGUGAGUGAGAGACAUGCCUGUUCCUGUCUGGACAACACGUUCUAUUCUUCUACCUGGAUACAAACAGGGGAGUGGGAGAGGGAGUAGGAGAGGGAGAUGGAGGGGGGUAACUUUGUAGGUAUUUAUGUUCCAUCAUAAGAUAAGGAAGUGUAUAAAGGUAAAGUGUGUGGCCGUGGCCUCAGGAUAUUUAGUCUUUAGUAUUAAUAGACAGCUGGUAGUGUGCUGGGAGGGAGGGAGGCGGUGGUAACCUUCAGGCUGAAAUGUUAAAAGGUACUGAGAGCUGAGACCACUGCUAGGACGGAGGUAUUUAGAGGCAGAGUAGUAGCACAUUCUGAUGUAGUUUCAACAGGAGUCUACUGUUCAUUAAUCAUCACGCUGUCAUACUCCCCUCUCACCAUAUACCUUCCCCUCUCCCCCCUCUCCCCCAUGCCUCCCUCUCUAGUGUCUCUGACUGGCUCGUGGAGAGUUCCUGUGUUUGUAAUCGUGGUCACGCUCCUCAUUGUGGGCUCUCAAGAGAAACCACCUGUCCCUGGCAACUCAGGUGAGCUGUCAGGACAGGUGUUGUCGUUCGCUGCUAACACCAUCUACAUGGCCAUCUCCUGCAGUAACCUCCGCCUGGGCCCCGAGAGAGAGACCAGCACCAGCAGUGGCUCCACAGGUCAGAUAACACACAAACACACACACACACACACACCACAGUGGUUAUCACAGUCAGCCACAAAAAGCUCUCUAAGUGUUAAUUCUAUAUUAAUUUAAUAGAUGUUGAAGGUUUGGACUGAUUUAAUGACCACUUCCUCACCCUUUCUAUAACUCUUUCAUUCCAAAUAUACUUGUCCCCCCCACCUCCCACAACGCCCGACGCCCACAGCGCCCCCGACGCUCCAGCGCCACCCCGCCCACAGCCGCCGACGACCACAGCCCCCCACGACGCGCACGCCCACAGACACGCCCCCCGCAGCAGCCACAUCACACGCUCGCAGGCCCCACGUUCGCUCGAUCUCUCCCCUCUCGCCUACACGCCACAUCCCCCAUACCUCCCACCCCCCUACGCUCAUCAUCGUCCCCCUACUCAUCAUCUGCCCCCUCCUCUCCACAUCUCCCCCCUACUCUCCACAUCUCCCCCCUACUCUCCUCAUCUCCCCCCUACUCUCCUCAUCCCCUCCUCUCCUCAUCUCCCCCUACUCUCCACAUCUCCCCCCUCCUCUCCACAUCUCCCCCCUCCUCUCCUCAUCUCCCCCCUACUCUCUCUCUGUAGAUGGGGUGGACUCUGUGGGCCCUGGCCCAUCCUGUCCCCCCUCUGUCCUCCCGUUCCCCCGUCGGGCCCGUGCUGAGCUGGGGGGUCUCUUCCAAAAGGAGAAGGGGUCCCAAAGAGCCAGUGAUAUCUACUUUGUCCUGCUGGUCUGGGCUUUUGUACUGGUCCAAGUCUGGCUCAAUCUCUGGAUGCUACAACUACUGCCUAUCCCAGUGGCUGGUAAUAUCUGAAACACUCACACACACUUACACACAGAUACUUACACAGACAGGCACACACACUGACCCAGGCACUCACACCGACCCAGGCGUGCACACACACCAAUGUAUAACAGUGUGUGUGUGUGUGUUGUAGUGUGGGUGUUGAAGAAGCUGGUGGUACGUUUUGGUCUGAAGCGAUUCGCUGAGAAGACUCUGUCGUCAUGGUGGGUAGGACUGGAGAAGUUUGGCCGUGAGCGACAGGACGCCAUCAUGCCUGGACCAAUCAAAGGACUCGUUCAGUUCCUGCUACGCGUUGACACCAAG
Molecule: messenger RNA, 3402 nt
Organism: Coregonus sp. 'balchen'
Lineage: Eukaryota; Metazoa; Chordata; Actinopteri; Salmoniformes; Salmonidae
Source: the annotation of a GenBank genome assembly